CUCAGUAGUUAUAAAAAAUUGGUUCGUGUGCUCUCGACGCAAUUAGAAAUAAUUGUGAAAAUAUCCGCAAAUUGUUAAAAACGCCCAUUCGGAAAGCGCACAAUAUUCGCGAAGACGACGCGCGAGCGGCACAAUGAAUGAAUAAAGCCUCCUAACUCUCAAUAAAAAAACCCCCAAAAUUGUGCCAAAAAAGUGUACUGGAGAUCGUCGAGAUUUAGCUACAGCAAGUCGGAUAACAACAACAACGUGGGAUCGGAUCGUCUAAUAGUUUAAUUGAGUUUCUGGUGUUGUUGUUGUCGUUUGAUUCCUUUUUUUUCGUUGGAAACGUUUGUGCAGCAGCAGCUCUGAAUGUCUUUAUGCUUUAAUCAUGGUGUAUUUCGCCACCAACAACAACAACACCGACACUAUACGCUGCUAUAUUAGAAUCUUUCUGAUAACGAACCAUGACAGAAGGACAUGAAAGCGACUUCUUAGUAACAGUACGCGCACAGGUAAUGACCAGAGACGAGAGCACCGAGGGCUGGCUACCGCUGGCCGGGGGUGGCCUGGCCAACGUUUCGAUCCGGAAGCGGGCUAGGCUAUCCCCACUGGCAUCGGGUCAUGACUACAUCAUCUACGGGCAGAGGAUAUCCGAUCAGAGCGUCAUCUUGAGCUGUGUGAUCAAUAGAGAUCUGAAGUAUUACAAAGUAAUGCCCACAUUUCAUCAUUGGCGUGCAGGGAAGCAGCGGAACGGACUCACAUUUCAAACGGCCGCCGAUGCGCGGGCCUUUGACAAGGGCGUCCUGCGCGCCUACAACGAGCUGAUCGAUGGACUGGCCAAAUCGAAUCCAACGAUAAUUUGCCCGCCGCUGACCAAAUAUGAUUCGGUUGGCGAAGAUGAUGUAUUCAUGACCCUGGACUUACCUGUGGAGAGCGAGAGUUUACAAAAGAUCCAUUCAAGCCCCGAGGGCAGCGAGAAAAGUCACAAGAGCGUCAGCAACAAUUCCGACUCGGAGAAGCUGCCCCCGCCGCCAAUUCACUACAUAUCCACGGACAAAACAUCGGCCACCACAUCGCCGCCAGACGCACCGCCCGCAUCUGCAGCUCCAUCGCCGGCGACUGCCGGCCAGAUAGCGGCCAGUGAGAACUACUCGUACGUGACGCUGACGGCGGUGCACCACGACUACAACUAUCCAGUGGUGGACCAGCCGGUGGGGGCGCAGGUGCUCAAUGCUCGCCGGGAAUCGAUCAGUGCGCUGAAGAAACGCAACGCUCUGGAGGCGGCGCAGGCCAUGGCAGCAGCCCACCAAACGGUGGGUUGCGGUACAGGACGAGACGGAGGAUCGGGAAAGCCGCUGCACAAGCCAAACGUAUCGGACAUACUGAAGAAGGAGACCCGCUCGCGUUGCCGGUACUGCCAUGAGCUUUACAGCGAGGACUUCAAUCGACGGGGCGCCUGCGAAUAUGCCCCGGAUCCCUUUCGCAGCGGCUACGAGUGCAUCUCGGGGAUGGGCUGCGCCCGCUGCAUGAUCUACCAUUGCAUGAGCGAUGCCGAGGGUGAGACGGCCCAGCAUCCGUGCGACUGCAGUGCCAGCGAGGCCGGUUGCAGCAAACGCUGGCUGGGCCUGGCGCUCCUCUCGCUGUUCGUGCCCUGCCUGUGGUGCUAUCCGCCGCUUCGCGCCUGCCACCUGGCCGGCAUCCAUUGCGGUCUUUGCGGCGGGCAGCACAAGCCGCAUGUCUGACAUUUGGAGGCCCGCUUGCAAGGACAGCACGACGAUGACCCCAGGCCCAGAAGCGAAUUCCAUUACCACCAAUCCGAACAGAGCAUGAGCAGCGCCAAGCGUCCGUGGGGCAACAACAAGAGACAGUCGCAGCCAUCGCACACCCAGUCGCAGCGACACUUUUACAACUGGGAGCUGUCGCACAGCUUGGGAGCACCACAGCAGCAGAUGCCGCCGUAUUUAAUGCAGCCGACUGACCGAAAGGCGCCUCAGAACGAUUACGGACGCCUGCUGUUCUAAUCUCUGUCCAGGGUGACAGGGUUAUAGUCCCAUUUUCGCAAACUUAUUACUCAGCUGCAUUGAGUCUUUCACCAGAAGCAAAGAAAUGUCUAAAAGAGCAAAGGGCAAAGAAAUGCCUUUUCCAAUGAAUUACAGGAAAAUAAGCAGAAUACUUUAAAUUCUGUACAAAUCCCAUUUUGUGAAAAUGAAAAGCUCAGCUUGUAAAACUCAGGUGAAACAAAAAACAAAAUUGUAAUUGUAAAAUCAAUUCAGCUGAAAAAUUAGUGUGCGAAAAUAGGACUUUAGUUCGCUUUUAGUAUCAUUUCGGUAUACUCCAUUUGAAUUGCCAUAAUUUAUUGUAUAUACAAAGAGCAGGAAAGGAUUACGUAUCUAAUUUUAAUAUACUUUCUUAAUUGUAACUUAUGUUUAGUGCUCUCGCUUAAUUAUAGUUUUGUAAAAACGGGCUAUUUGUUUUUAUUUGUAACUGAAUUACUUUUUUAAAAAAUCAAAUAUUAUACAAUGUUUGUUUAAGUUUAAGUUGUUUAGGGUUUUUUGCUAUUUACACUUGCUUGUUUACAAUUCAAAAUUGGAGAACAGUAUUAAAAGGCCGUGGCAAAGGCGAAAAGAGAA
Messenger RNA from Drosophila elegans, 2609 nucleotides. RefSeq names its product sprouty-related, EVH1 domain-containing protein 1 (gene Spred). Gene Ontology annotation, cellular component: membrane. Gene Ontology annotation, molecular function: protein kinase binding. The coding region runs from base 444 to 1721 and encodes 425 amino acids. Gene Ontology annotation, biological process: negative regulation of MAPK cascade; multicellular organism development. NCBI's taxonomy places the organism in Eukaryota, Metazoa, Arthropoda, Insecta, Diptera, Drosophilidae. The record is from RefSeq and is a predicted model, not a curated record. The transcript is spliced from 6 exons.